Messenger RNA from Oncorhynchus tshawytscha (Chinook salmon), 1369 nucleotides. Its product is annotated as tripartite motif-containing protein 66-like. The record is from RefSeq and is a predicted model, not a curated record. NCBI's taxonomy places the organism in Eukaryota, Metazoa, Chordata, Actinopteri, Salmoniformes, Salmonidae. The transcript is spliced from 7 exons. Bases 8 to 916 code for a protein of 302 amino acids.
UUUGCAGAUGGAACCAGUCCACAGUGAAACUGUCCUUACCGGCAUUGUGCAGACUGCGACUCUGCAGAGGGACCUAGCCCUAACUGACUGCACAGAGAUAAUUCAGACAGACAUGUCAACCACCAAUGAGGUAUCCACAAAUGACACUGUCAAUGUGGUCAGUGUCCCCAGCUGCACUCAGGAAGUUGAACUUGACCUCACCCUUGACCUCAGCAAUGAUUUCUGCUCUCCGAAAGUGGAGGAAGAUGACAAUAUGGCUGAUGUUCAUGUCAGUGCUGCUGACAGUAUUGAAGAGACUGGGUGCCAGGCGUCUGUUAGGCUUAAUAGCAGAUUUCCCCAGGUGUCUUUGCUUUGGAUGCCCAUCCUUGACGCCCAUGUUAGCGUCCCGCCAACCCGCUUCCGCCUCCUCCCAGGGGUCAAAGGGCAGCAAACUAUCGUUCAGGUGAUCCAGAUGGACGCGCCGCAACCAGAGUCUCCUUGCGCCUCUAUGUCGAGCCCAGACAGUCUGAGGAGCACCCAACAGCUACGCCCCCUCCUGGCCAGGAGGAAACACUGCACAGCAUGUAGGAUGUCAGGGAAUCUCAUCCUGUGUGUCGUGUGUGGACGGCGCUUCCACAGGGAGUGUCAUGUUCCACCCAUCUAUUCCUUAUCAACUGAGAGCUGGCAGUGUAUGCUGUGCCGGGACAACACUGAUCUGGCAUUGCUGCAGGACUACAGCGGGACCGACGGGGGACUGUGUAUGAGCCCUCCUGACCAAAUGCUCUCUUCCCGGUCUUCUCACAACAUUGACAUCACCAUGAUAUGGGGAAGGUUGCUACGGAAACUGGUCCCCCCUUACUGCACCCCGUCAGAAUUUGUGUCCGAUGUCUGGCUUCUCCUCCACACACUGUUGAAGAGCGUGAAGUCAGUGGACUGACUUCAGGCAUGUUUUGGGAACGAGCUGGGCAAAACGUUGGACACCCUUCGCUGCUCGUCAAUCCCCACCAAGGGGAGGCGGAACAAGAGGGGGACAAGGAGAAAGUGACCAUGAGGAAGAAUCCGAGACCUCUCGAGGUAGAGCGUGCAGGCGAAGACAUUUCACGCAGGACGAAAUGAAAGAUAAAGAAUGGGAAAAGAAGCCUGUCUUUUUAUGUAUUGAUUUGAAUUGCUUGCUGAACAUGUUUGUACAUACAGUUGCCUCCAAAUAUAUUGGAACCACACUCAUCUUUUAAAAAUUCUGUUUUCUAAAAUAACAUUUCAUUUUCUGAAAAUGGGUUUUUGGCCGCAACUGUAGUUGGUUAAAAACAUUGGGGAUAAAGUGUUUCAAGUGUUUUUGUGUGUGUGCAUCUUUAUAUUUCGUAUCUAUUUACAAUAAACAUUUUUGUGUGCA